AUGUCUGAAACACUCCCGCUGCUGCGUCCUGACGCACGGCACACUUUUGGCACACACGUUAUGGAGUUUUUGGAGGAGAAGUUCCCGCUGAAGAGCUCCGGACUGAAGACCGGGACAGACUUCUACCUGGAGCCCGUGCUGCAGAGCCUCGAGGGCGGACACUUUUUCAGCAAGACCUCGUUGAAGUGUUCCCAGGGCUUCGGACUGAGCGAGAGGGACGAGCCGUGCAUUGAACAUAACGCGUCGUACGUCGUGGCCAAACCGGAGGCGGAUUCGGUGCACGCGGACCUGGGCGCGUGCUCCCCGGUGUCCAGUGAGCACCACCGAACGCGCGCGGACACGGAGCACGCGGACACGGAGAAGUGCGACAGUCACGUGACAAGCAGUAAAAAGCGACGUCACCGCACCACGUUUAGUAGCGCGCAGCUGGACGAGCUCGAGAAGGUUUUCCAGAAGACGCACUAUCCUGACGUGUACGUGCGCGAGCAGCUGGCCACGCGCACCGAGCUCACGGAGGCCCGAGUACAGGUUUGGUUUCAGAACCGCAGAGCCAAAUGGAGGAAGAGAGAGAGAUACGGACAACUGCACAACAAACCACACUAUCCGCCCUCGUAUGACCUGCUGCCCCGAGCCGACACCUACUCACAGAUCCCCAACAGCCUGUGGUCAUCCCCCUCAGUGGCGCCCCCCUCUGUCUCCUCCUGUGUACUGCCGCGCGCCUCUCCUCCCUGUGUCUCCUCCUCGGACCACGGCUACCUCCACUUCACCCAGCAAAACCAGUUCAACGUCUUUAACCCGGAUGCCCUGCUCACCUCCACCCAGCCCCCCCACCCUCCACACGGCACCCACGUCACCCACAGCACCCACAGCACCCACGGGACCCACGUGUUUGAGACCAAGCCCGAGUUGGAGAGGAGAUCUUCGAGUAUUGCUGUUCUGAGAAUGAAAGCCAAAGAGCACGCAGCAAACAUCUCCUGGACCAUGUGA
Molecule: messenger RNA, 987 nt
Organism: Boleophthalmus pectinirostris (great blue-spotted mudskipper)
Lineage: Eukaryota; Metazoa; Chordata; Actinopteri; Gobiiformes; Gobiidae
Gene: alx1
Product: ALX homeobox 1
Exons: 4
Coding region: 1-987 (328 amino acids)
Biological process (GO): embryonic skeletal system morphogenesis; positive regulation of transcription by RNA polymerase II; negative regulation of DNA-templated transcription
Molecular function (GO): DNA-binding transcription activator activity, RNA polymerase II-specific; RNA polymerase II transcription regulatory region sequence-specific DNA binding
Source: RefSeq, a predicted model, not a curated record